Molecule: messenger RNA, 831 nt
Organism: Drosophila novamexicana
Lineage: Eukaryota; Metazoa; Arthropoda; Insecta; Diptera; Drosophilidae
Product: E3 ubiquitin-protein ligase BRE1-like 2
Exons: 1
Coding region: 45-818 (257 amino acids)
Biological process (GO): protein ubiquitination; interstrand cross-link repair
Cellular component (GO): nucleus
Molecular function (GO): ubiquitin protein ligase activity
Source: RefSeq, a predicted model, not a curated record
CUCAGUUGGGACAGGAAAGGAACCGAAAUAAAUCAAUUUGGAAAAUGCCGUCUUACACGAGAUUGGAGCUUUUAUCCAUUCGAGAGCGCAUGACGAAAACGCGAAAUGCUGUUCAAAUACAACAGCCCCGCGAAGACUUUCAAAUGCUCAAAUCAGACCAUAUCGAAAAAGCCCAGGAAAAAGAAGCGUCAAAUUCUGUACAAAUAUUUACAAGUGAAAUGAAUGAAAUAUGGAAAAAUGUUCGGGAGCUGCACACAAAAGUUGAACAGGUGUACUUUCAAGGCCUACCUGAGUUCUAUGCUGGAAAUAAAGAACAGUCCUUACAAAUUUUUCGGGAGGCCAAUGAUAAUCUAAAGAGCUUCAGCCAUCAAAUGCAUAAGGAAUUUUCCUCCAUUCUGACGACAGUGAAUAUUAUGUACAAUAAGUUACAGAAGCAAGUAUUGGAAAAGCAGUCUACGCGUACGGAAUAUUUAGCUAAUUUUCUAGUGCAUAAGAAAAGCAACUUGCAGCAAGUCAGGGAAAAAAAUAUGCAGCUACAAAAAGAAGUUGAGCUGAGCAAGAAAUACUGGUUGGAGCUAACGCGGAUUGUACAGGCUCAACAGCAGCUGAAGGACAACUCUGAUCAGAAAGUCUCUUGCUCCAUAUGCAUGGAUGAAUGGAAAUUGUCUGGUGACCAUCGUGUCGUGUCCUUGAAAUGUGGCCAUCUCUUUGGCGAUAAGUGCGUACGACGCAGUCUGGAGGAACGAGAAAUAUGCCCACAAUGCAGAGCUCCUGCAGCAUUGAAGGACAUACGUAUUAUAUAUGGCAGCCCAUACUAAUUCGUUUGAAUAA